Messenger RNA from Cydia pomonella (codling moth), 3145 nucleotides. It is a transcript of the gene centrocortin, whose product is annotated as cerebellar degeneration-related protein 2. The coding region runs from base 277 to 2544 and encodes 755 amino acids. The transcript has 6 exons. The record is from RefSeq and is a predicted model, not a curated record. Lineage: Eukaryota; Metazoa; Arthropoda; Insecta; Lepidoptera; Tortricidae.
GCGUGCGCGUACAUUCGAAAAUCGAACACCCACGCGAGAUUGCCGCCGAUUCCUUUUAUUUUUUUAAACUUUAUAAAUUUAUGCGCAGUGUGUAUCCUGCCAGUACCGUAUUGUUUUUUUAAUUGUACAUUUCUAAACAACCAGUGUUGUAAUCUAAUUAUUUUCAAAUACCUGCUGACCUUAGGGACAGGUUGUGAACUGCAACUGGAUGUGAACAAGUGUUAGUGCAAGCUGAAUAUUAUGUUACUGAGUGGACUGGAAGUAUAGCCGUUAGCAAUGGCCAGCUUCAACGACCUCUCCUUCGACUGGGAGUCGCUCUGCCAGGAGUGUCCUGAAUGCUGGACCACAUCAGACUUGCAGCUCGCGGCGGAGCUCGGCAAAACCUUGUUGGAGAGGAACAAGGAGCUUGAAACUGCGCUGCGGCAGCACCAGAAUGUUAUCGAAGAUCAGACGCAGGAGAUCGAAUACUUAACAAAACAAACGGUCGCCCUGCGCGAGGUGAACGACUCAAGACUAAGAAUCUACGAGCAGCUAGAGGUUAGCAUCCAGGACCUGGAGCGCGCCAACCACCGCCUCGCCGUCGACCAUGCCGCCGAUAAGAAACACAUUAAGACGUUGUGUUCAAACAUCGAAACGCUUGAAGGGAAAUGCGAGGAACUACAAAAGACUGUCGACGACCUUAACGCCCAACUGGAGAUAGCGAGGCGACGCGCGGAACGGAAGCCAGAGAGCACUGAAAAACCCAAAGAAAAAGAAAUCAAACCAGAACAGACGACGCCUAACUCGAAAAGAAUUGAAGCGAGUAGCACGCCUCUAAAAACCAUCGCUCCCCUCCCAGAACUGACCAAGGAAGACGAGGACCUACUUAGGUUAAGCGAUGAGUUGCGAGAAAGUAAAGUUGCCUUCGCACAAGAGCAGAGACGAGUUACGGAACUCGAGGAACAGUUAGCGUCUAUAGUGCAAGAGAACAACAGAUUGCAAGAUCAGUUGAGGAAUUGGAACCAGAACAAUGAGGAGCCCAAGUCGAUGCACGAGGAAUUCGCGAUCUUGGAAGAAGUCAGACAAGGUCAACUAUGCAUCAGAUGUCUACGGGGCGUCGAGCGGGGCGACGAUAUGUCCUCCAUGCUAGACGGAGACGACGAUGACCGAUCUGCCAUCAGCUCCCUCAUUCUCUCCCCCUCUGUCCAAGAUAGCCCUAGAGAAGAACUCGUUACAACGAAACUUAUCAAGUUCGAUAAUGCGAAGGAAAAGCUACUUCAAGGCAUUUGGGCCAACAAGGAGGAUGGUCACGACAACCCGUACCGGGAGCUCGUGCAGAAGUACGAGGCGCUGCUGGAAGUGCAGCUGUCGCAGGUCAAGAGCAUCCGCAAGAACAAGCCCGCGCCCUCCGGCCCCGUGUCGCUGCAGGACGAACUGCAGGUCUCCGGCGACUUCAGCCACUUCAGCGUCAAGGAUACCGACGAGGAGAGCGGACACGGAGAGGACGCCAAGGAAAAGAAACCUGAAACGCGCAAGAAAUUCAUCCAAACCCCAGAUUUCUCUGAAGCGGAGACCUCCAGCUCUGGAUUCUCCGAUGAGACCAGUAACAAAGCCACUCAGACGGAACGCGAGCGCCCGGGCUCGUUCCUCUGCACCAUCGCCGACGGGGAGGACUACCGCUUCAGCAUCUACGACGACGUCAGCCCCAUGGACAGUCGCUUCCGCAACCGACCGGAAUACAGAGAACUCUUCAAAGAGAUCUUCACAAUUUUGAAGAAAGCGGCGGAAAACAAAGACGAGGGUGAACAACUCCCGCUCCUAGACGACACGGGAAAAGUUCCCCCCGUCACCCCCGCCAACGAGGAACCCCCAGGAAACUUCACCGACGACACGCAAAGCGUACUUUCCUCUGUCAUGUCUGAACAAUCGAUUCCAGUCUCCGAUAUUACCGCUCCGGAGACGCCGACGCUCAAAGAAAAGGUCCACGUUCUCGAACCCGCUAAGAAGAAGGAAACCGAAAACAAAGAGAACAAACCAGUGGAGACCGCUAAACCAAAAGAGAGACGAGAGUCUGAAAAAGCUGAGAAGGCAAACGAAAAAGAGAAGGAGAAGGAGCGAGUUUUGACUCCCCUGGUCCGUCAGCCUCUGGAGUACAUAGCGGCCACUAGAAAGAAGUCCAGACAUCGCAACAGGAAACACAGCCAGGAGCGACAGGGCGCCGACUCGCCGGUGUUCCCGUCGCCGCCCAAGAUCACCUACCAGAAGUCGUCGAACAAGAAGCGAAGAGACUACCGGCCCAUCGAAGUCAGCCCGCUGGUGCGGUCGAGCGAGGCCGCGGACUGGAACGGCUCGACGCUGCAGUUCUACAACCGCAGCCUGAACUCGCCGACGCCGAGCGCCAGCGGCCGCAUCUACCAGGGCUGGAACCCCGACACCGACUCGUGGGACAUCAAGCAGAGCACGGCGUCGCAGGAGAUCCACAAGCUGCGCAAGCUGGAGCUCUCGUACGCGGAGGUGCUCAGGAACGCGGACAAGACUAAACCGCGCCGCAAGAAGCACCAGUAAUUUAUUCCUGUUAUUUUAUUACGUCGACCCCUCUUACUCAUCAGUAGGAGCCGAGUGAUCCGAACGCCAUUUGUCUUUGCCAACUGGACAUAUUAAUUUAAUUUAAGAGUAUUUGUUUGUGAUCUGCUAGGUUUAUUUUAUUUUAUUACUUGAACUUUAUUCAAAAUCUUAAAUUGCCAUAAUUAAACCGGUAUAUUGUUUGUAUACCUCGCCGAUAUGUAUACCUAUGUAAGUCUGUCCUUCUGUAUGAAGUAGUAAAUAGUACUGCCCUCCGAUAUCCCGAACAGUACAUACGACAAACUACCUUGCAUUUAUGUCAACAAAGUUGAAUUUGGCUUGAAUUGAGUACCCGAAUUUGCAAUGAAUUGGCAUUUUAGAAUUUUAAAAUGUUAACUGUUUCUGUUGCUAUAUUAGUCAUUAUUUUAAUUGUAUAUUAUGUAUUCGAUUUAUAAUUUGUAAAUAUUAUUUUCGUUUAAGUUAAUUAUAUUUUUUUAAUUGCCAUGGAUAUUUGAGAGUACUCAAGGUUUGUAUGGAAUUGUAUGCUAUUUAAAGAAGACAGGAAGGUUGAAGGUAUAAAUAAAAAUUUGCAUUAAUAAUAUAA